Molecule: messenger RNA, 3512 nt
Organism: Ochotona curzoniae (black-lipped pika)
Lineage: Eukaryota; Metazoa; Chordata; Mammalia; Lagomorpha; Ochotonidae
Gene: PRKD3
Product: protein kinase D3
Exons: 19
Coding region: 751-3420 (889 amino acids)
Biological process (GO): protein phosphorylation
Molecular function (GO): protein serine/threonine kinase activity; ATP binding
Source: RefSeq, a predicted model, not a curated record
GCGCCGGCGGCGGCGGCGGGCGGGAUCGUGUGAGGCGCGUGAAGGCUCGCUCCCGCCAGCUCUGGGGUCCAGACGCGGGCGGGCGCCGAGUUGCUCACGACCGGCCGUGUCCGCCUCAGCUGUUUCUUAGAGCAUCUGCUUGUCUCGACUGACCCAGUUGUCAAGUGAAAUAUGCCUGUCUUAUUUGUGAAAACUUUGUGCUUCAUAGGAAAGCUCACUUCCCAAAGUGAAAAGGAUGUGUGAGAAGGUGAUUUAAGGUAUAAGUGUUCUAGAAGGCAUCUCAUCGAAUUAAUGAACUCUCAAGGAUAAGUGCUCAGUAGAUCAACCCAAGACAUACUAUUUUUGAAGCCAGGAGAAUUUCAUCUUGACAGUAAAACAACUUUUAUUUUGUGCUGUGCUUUGAAAUGAAAAGGGAGCAACAAGAAUGGACUUAAACUAGGUGAAGAUGUUUAGUAAACAAGCAGUGUUAGCUGUUCCAAGAAGAUAACUCGGUGAUGGUGCAUCCUGUGCGGAUCCCUGCUUGUGAUCUCCAGGACUGCUGGCUGGGACUGCUGUGAAGAGCAGUGUCUUGUGUCCUCAGACUCGCAGAGACACGACUUACAGGCAUGAGUGCUUUAAAAGAGGAAGUCAAGAAGCUGUCAACUAAAUUCAAAAGUGCACUUGGGUUUUUUUACUGCUGUUAUUUUAAUAACCUCUUCAUAACCAGUUAAAAAGAACUGACAAGUAUUUUGAACGAUUAAAGAAAGGCAGAUGUCUGCAAAUAAUUCCCCUCCAUCCGCACAGAAGUCUGUAUUACCGGCACCUGUUCCUGCUGUGCUUCCAGCGCCUUCUCCGUGUUCCAGUCCCAGGACGGGGCUGUCGGCCCGCCUCUCGAAUGGAAGCUUCAGUGCACCAUCACUCACCAACUCCGGAGGCUCCGUGCACACGGUCUCGUUUCUGCUGCAGAUCGGCCUCUCGCGGGAGAAUGUUACCAUCGAAGCCCAGGAGCUGUCUUUAUCCGCCGUCAAGGAUCUUGUGUGCUCCAUUGUUUAUCAAAAGUUUCCAGAGUGUGGAUUCUUUGGCAUGUAUGAUAAAAUUCUUCUCUUUCGCCAUGACAUGAACUCAGAAAAUAUUUUGCAGCUGAUUACCUCAGCAGAUGAAAUACAUGAAGGAGACCUAGUAGAAGUUGUUCUUUCAGCUUUGGCCACAGUGGAAGACUUCCAGAUUCGUCCACAUACCCUCUAUGUUCAUUCUUACAAAGCUCCUACUUUUUGUGAUUACUGUGGUGAAAUGCUGUGGGGAUUGGUACGCCAGGGACUGAAAUGUGAAGGCUGUGGAUUAAAUUAUCAUAAACGAUGUGCCUUCAAGAUUCCCAAUAACUGCAGUGGAGUGAGAAAGAGGCGUCUGUCGAAUGUGUCUCUACCAGGCCCUGGCCUCUCGGUCCCAAGACCCCUACAGCCUGAGUGUGUGCCACUUCUCAGUGAGGAGUCACAUGUUCCAGAACCAAGUAAGAGAAUCCCUUCUUGGAGUGGCCGUCCGAUCUGGAUGGAGAAGAUGGUGAUGUGCAGAGUGAAAGUCCCCCACACAUUCGCUGUUCACUCGUACGGCCGUCCCACAAUAUGUCAGUACUGCAAGCGGCUACUGAAAGGACUUUUCCGUCAAGGAAUGCAGUGUAAAGAUUGCAAAUUUAACUGCCAUAAACGCUGUGCAUCGAAAGUACCAAGAGACUGCUUUGGAGAAGUUACUUUCAAUGGAGAACCUUCCAAUUUGGGGACAGAUACAGAUAUGCCAAUGGACAUUGACAGUAAUGACAUAAAUAGUGAUGGUAACCGGGGCCUGGAUGACACAGAAGAGCCAUCUCCACCAGAAGACAAAAUGUUCUUCCUGGAUCCAUCUGAUCUUGAUGUGGAAAGAGAUGAGGAAGCUGUUAAAACAAUCAGUCCAUCAACAAGCAAUAACAUUCCUCUAAUGAGGGUUGUACAGUCCAUCAAGCACACAAAGAGGAAGAGCAGCACAAUGGUGAAGGAAGGGUGGAUGGUCCAUUACACCAGCAGGGACAACCUGAGAAAAAGGCAUUACUGGAGACUUGACAGCAAAUGUCUAACACUAUUUCAGAAUGAAUCAGGAUCGAAGUACUAUAAGGAAAUUCCACUUUCAGAAAUUCUCCGUGUAUCUUCUCCACAAGAUUUCACAAAUAUUUCUCAAGGCAGCAAUCCACACUGUUUUGAAAUCAUCACUGAUACCAUGGUGUACUUUGUUGGUGAGAAUAAUGGGGACAGUUCUCACAAUCCCAUACUUGCUGCCACUGGAGUUGGGCUUGAUGUAGCUCAGAGCUGGGAAAAAGCAAUUCGCCAGGCCCUCAUGCCUGUUACGCCUCAGACAAGUGUUUGCACUUCUCCAGGACAAGGGAAUGAUCACAAAGAUUUGUCUACCAGCAUCUCUGUAUCCAACUGUCAGAUCCAGGAGAAUGUGGACAUCAGUACUGUUUACCAGAUCUUUGCAGAUGAAGUGCUUGGCUCAGGCCAGUUCGGCAUUGUGUAUGGAGGAAAACAUAGAAAGACUGGAAGGGAUGUGGCAAUUAAAGUUAUUGAUAAGAUGAGAUUCCCCACAAAACAGGAAAGUCAGCUCCGAAAUGAAGUAGCUAUUUUACAGAAUUUACACCAUCCUGGGAUUGUAAACUUGGAAUGUAUGUUUGAAACCCCAGAACGAGUCUUUGUAGUAAUGGAAAAGCUGCAUGGGGAUAUGUUGGAAAUGAUUCUAUCCAGUGAGAAAAGCCGGCUUCCAGAACGAAUUACUAAAUUCAUGGUCACACAGAUACUUGUUGCUUUGAGGAAUCUACAUUUUAAGAAUAUUGUACACUGUGAUUUAAAGCCAGAAAAUGUGCUGCUUGCAUCUGCAGAGCCAUUUCCUCAGGUGAAGCUGUGUGACUUUGGAUUUGCUCGAAUCAUCGGAGAGAAGUCCUUCAGGAGGUCUGUAGUGGGAACUCCAGCGUACCUAGCCCCGGAGGUUCUCAGGAGCAAAGGCUAUAACCGCUCCCUGGACAUGUGGUCCGUGGGGGUGAUCGUCUACGUGAGCCUCAGCGGAACAUUUCCUUUUAAUGAAGAUGAAGAUAUAAAUGACCAAAUCCAAAAUGCUGCAUUUAUGUACCCACCAAAUCCAUGGAAGGAAAUCUCUGCUGAAGCAAUUGAUUUGAUAAACAACCUGCUUCAAGUGAAGAUGAGAAAACGUUACAGUGUUGACAAAUCUCUUAGUCAUCCUUGGCUACAGGACUAUCAGACUUGGCUUGACCUUAGAGAAUUUGAAACACGCAUUGGAGAGCGCUACAUUACACAUGAAAGUGAUGAUGCUCGUUGGGAAAUCCAUGCGUAUACUCACAACCUGGACUACCCCAAGCACUUCAUAAUGGCUCCCAAUCCCGAUGAUAUGGAAGAAGAUCCUUAGUUAUCAAUGAGCUAACUUCAGGAAAGAAGGAUUCUACUUUAUGGAGUGAUGUUUGGCUACGUAACUGUUUCUUUGUAGGCUGUCAGUGUGAA